GUAGCCAUGGAUAAACGCACUAAAUUAUCAAUAUGCUUAAUAGCAUUAGAAAUUUUGAACGAAAGUAGCACUGAUAGUUCUUCCGAAGAUGAACUAAUUAUGAGAUUGCCAAUUCAAGUUCGACCUCGUGUUAAAAAUUAUAUGGAAACAGUCAAUGAAUAUUCGGAUAUAGAAUUUAAGAGUCAUUUUCGGCUAUCGCGUGUAGUGUUUACAUAUUUAUUAAAUUUAAUAAAACCCAGCUUAGAAAAGCAAGGUAAUGGAUAUGGACGGUGUCCAAUUCCUCCAGACGUACAAUUACUAGUAGCACUAUGGACUAUGGCAACACCUGACUCAUAUCGAUCAGUUUGUGACCGAUUCAAUAUUGGACGAGCAACUGCUUGGCGUGCUAAUAGAAAAGUCUGCUCAGCAAUUUAUUCUUUAGCACAUAAAUUUAUUAAAUGGCCUGAUGCAGAGGAAGCAGAAUAUACAUGGAUAGAUAUACAAUACAAAUAUAAGUUUCCAAAAGUACUUGGUGCUGUAGACGGUACCCACAUACAUAUACAUAAACCAAAGAAACAUGCAGAAAGUUAUGUCAAUCGAAAAGGUUAUUAUUCAAUACAGUUACAAGUUAUAUGUGAUUCCACCUUAAAGUUCAUACACUGCUAUGCAGGACAACCAGGAUCUGUGCAUGAUAUGCGUGUAUUCCGACUAAGUGGCAUCCAAUCUAUGUGCACAGAAAAUUAUUUUCCACAUAAUAGUCAUCUAAUUGGUGAUGCUGCCUAUGCUUUGCAAAAACAUGUGAUGGUGCCUUAUAAGAACAAUGGCCAUUUGUCAGAAGCACAAAUAAAUUUUAAUCAAAGUCUAUGUUCGGCCCGUGUAAUGAUUGAAAGAGCCAUCGGUUUUUUGAAAGGACGUUUUCGAAGUCUUUUAGAUAAAUUGUAUAUGAAACGGACGGAUCUCAUACCCCAAUACAUUAUUGUUUGUUGUGUGCUGCAUAACAUUUGUAUUUUACAUGAAGAUUUCAUAGAUGAUAUCAUAAUUGCCGAAAUAGAUAAUAUUGCUACGAUUCAACAUGGUGUUGAUGAAAUUAAUGCUCAAGAUAAAGAAGAAGGCAUUCAAAAAAGAAAUGCACUAACAUACAUGUUGAAUGAAAGAUUAUAAAUCAAAGUAAAAAAAUGCUUUUUGUUCACUUUCAACGAUCCUUGGUCCAACAUUCUUGUCACUGCUUUCCUAGUCCAGUAGGAUCACUGUUGUCUGAUUG
Molecule: messenger RNA, 1240 nt
Organism: Trachymyrmex cornetzi
Lineage: Eukaryota; Metazoa; Arthropoda; Insecta; Hymenoptera; Formicidae
Product: putative nuclease HARBI1
Exons: 4
Coding region: 7-1140 (377 amino acids)
Source: RefSeq, a predicted model, not a curated record